Molecule: messenger RNA, 1039 nt
Organism: Closterium sp. NIES-67
Lineage: Eukaryota; Viridiplantae; Streptophyta; Zygnematophyceae; Desmidiales; Closteriaceae
Source: the annotation of a GenBank genome assembly
UUGUCAGAACGGGGAAAUGUCGAAGGCGAGUUGACAACACGAGAUUGCAUCCCCUUCAGUCGCCUACUAGACUAGCUUGCCGUAGCUUUUAAAUCGCACGCAAGCUGGGAGUAGCGCGUGGACCGCCGGCAACGUGCUGUCGGAAACCAUUGUUUUAAUUCAUAAGCCUUGAAUCGUUAUUUUCUUUUUAACUUUCGUCACCGAUCAUACUCGUUUUUUCCUCAGCGAUGCGCGCCGAGCUUGAUCCGGGAUCACAAAGCAGCGAAAGCAAUGGAGGUAUCACCAGUGGUAGCAGCGCUGGUGGUUCCGUGUUCGUGACGGUGGGUACGACGCGCUUCGACGCGCUAGUGGAGGCGGUGGACAGCCGCGAAUGCCGGAGAGCGCUCUGUGAACGCGGGUUCGCCUCCGUGGUGGUGCAGCGGGGACGAGGAACGUUCAAACCGGCCGAGAUGGCAGGGCGAUCCUGACAACACUGGUGUGACAGUAACGAGCUUUGAGUUUGCCCCCUCCAUGGCCCCCUACGUCAAACAGGCAUCCCUCGUUAUAAGCCAUGCAGGCUCAGGCAGCAUAUUCGAAGCCCUGAGAGCCAGCAAGCCUCUAGUAGUGGUGGUGAACGCAGCUCUGAUGGACAACCACCAGAGGGAGCUGGCAGGGGCUCUGGUGGAAAGGCAGCAUCUGGUGCAGGCCACACCUGCCAGCCUGGCUGCUACAGUGCGAGAGAUGGACUUAAAAGGGCUGGUGCCGUACCCGCCACAAGAGGCAGAGAAAUAUGCGCAAGCCUUGGAUGAGUUCUUAGGGUUCUCAUAGGAGGAGGUGACUUUUGAGUCGACUCAAAUGGUUCUCUUCUCUCGUAGGACGAGGAGAUGCGCGUUGCGCAUGUACAUGUUAAGACUAGAAGGAAUGAUUAGAGGAAGGGAGAACAGGGGAGAUAUAGCAUUUGGGUUGUACCCACUAAGAACUUACCCUAUCUCGCCUAUAACUUUUACAUAACAAUAUACCGGUAUGUAUAAGUUGACACACCCCCUAGGUUAGAUAAGGG